Molecule: messenger RNA, 2397 nt
Organism: Fukomys damarensis (Damara mole-rat)
Lineage: Eukaryota; Metazoa; Chordata; Mammalia; Rodentia; Bathyergidae
Gene: Emc4
Product: ER membrane protein complex subunit 4
Exons: 5
Coding region: 148-699 (183 amino acids)
Biological process (GO): protein folding in endoplasmic reticulum
Cellular component (GO): EMC complex
Source: RefSeq, a predicted model, not a curated record
UGAUGUCUAUAUUAGUGCGCCGGAAGUGUGCUUCGGGAGUGCGACGCACAGGCGGCUGUUCUACCGGGUGAAGCCAGUGGGUGAGGCCUGCGACAAAGGUACCUUUCGGCGUGAGGACCUCCGCAGCUUUAAGAAACAGCGGUCGCCAUGACAGCCCAAGGGGGCCUGGUAGCCAACCGAGGGCGACGGUUUAAGUGGGCCAUUGAGCUGAGCGGGCCCGGAGGAGGCAGCCGGGGCCGAAGUGACAGAGGCAGUGGCCAGGGAGAUUCCCUGUACCCAGUCGGUUACUUGGACAAACAAGUGCCUGAUACCAGUGUUCAAGAGACAGACCGGAUCCUGGUGGAGAAGCGCUGCUGGGAUAUCGCCUUGGGUCCCCUCAAACAAAUUCCCAUGAACCUCUUCAUCAUGUACAUGGCAGGCAAUACUAUCUCCAUCUUCCCAACUAUGAUGGUGUGUAUGAUGGCCUGGCGACCCAUUCAGGCACUUAUGGCCAUUUCAGCCACUUUCAAGAUGCUAGAAAGUUCAAGCCAGAAGUUUCUUCAGGGUUUGGUCUAUCUCAUUGGGAACCUGAUGGGUUUGGCACUGGCUGUUUACAAGUGCCAGUCCAUGGGGCUCUUGCCCACACAUGCAUCAGACUGGCUAGCCUUCAUUGAGCCCCCUGAGAGGAUGGAGUUCAGCGGUGGAGGACUGCUUCUGUGAACUAGAGGAAGAAGCACCCAGGGCCUAAGUAUUUAGGCUUCAGUUACUUCCUCCUCAAACCCAGUGUCUCCUAAGUAAUAACUCUUAAAAUAAACAUUCACAAUGAAAAGAACCAAAAAACUUUUCUCCAUGGCGAGGAGACAGGUCCCAGAAAGACAACGUGCAUUUUAUUACAAACAUGAAGAAGUUAUACUGCAACCCUUGACUGAAAAUAAUGUAGAAAACUUUAUUUAUGUUUCCAGUACAGAGCAAAACAACAAAUAAAACCAGAACUGUAUGUAAACAAAACAAAUGAUUGCUGCUAAAUCAAGAAGCAUAGCAGCAUCUCCUUUCAAUAAAUUAAAUGAUUGAGAACAAUGCUUAAAAAAGUUUCACAAGUUUCCCUUAAAUCUAUUUUCCUUAAUAUUUUACUUUUGUUUAAUGCACACCAGUACAUACUCUUUUGGAGACACUUGAAAAUGUGAGAACUAAUGUUGUAUUCAAAUUAUACAUGAUGAGAAGAAAAUAAACCAGAAAAAAAAGCACAUAAAUAUGCUUACAGUCUAACUGUUACUUAAUACCCACAAUAAGGAAUUUUUAACGUGUAGGGGGAAUGAGGACUGGUGGAAUCCUUGGGGCCACAAGAAUCAGAGGCAACAAGAUAAAGAGCAGUAAUCUUUCCUGCCAACAGGAACCUGGCACCUGCAGAGCAGACGCUGCAGUUCAGACUCCAGCUUUUAAGAGCUCUGGAAGGCAGAAGGCCAGCAUGUGUAUUAUUACCUGCCCUGGUAAAGUCACAGGAAGGACUUAAAUGCUGGGUCUUUUGCAAAAGGCAGAAGGUCUUCAUCUUCCCUCUUGAAACCAAAAGCCCCUUCCCCUAAGGUGCAUUCUCUCUCAAGUUUUCAGUAUUGCUUUAUUUGCAGUGAUUAAGAGGCGACACUUGGCAGACAAACAACACAAGCAACAACAGACAUGAAAUGCUCUAGACAAGGCUGAGUAUAAAUCUGGCCUAAUAACCAUUUUUCCAUGUAACAGCAAUUGUGUGUUUUUAGGACUGGAAUUAUGGCUAUACAUAUAUUUUGUUGUUUUUUGGUAUUGGGGAUCGCACUCAAGACUUUGUGCUCACAAGGCAGGUGGUGGAACUACUGAGCUAAAUCCCUGGCCCAAAUCGUGGGUAUAUUAAUGGCCACCAGUUGGCUUUAUCUCUUCAAAACAUUUCUUAUAGAGUGCCACCCACAAACAGUACUUCUAAAAUUAACCUUGUUUUCUGCUUAUAUAUCCUAUGUGGAAAAAAGUAUGGAGCACUUUGGCCAGGGGCAUGUGUAAAUGCUGCCCAAUUCCUAGGCAGGCUGACUUAGAGGGUAUGGGUCUUUAAGAUGCUGAGUCAGUCACUAUACUCAACUAUACAAUGGAGUGUUACAAUGGGAGUUGUAAACAAACUUUCUACCCUCUGCAGGAAGGAGAAGGGAAAAAAACUCUUAAGGUCCUGUCUGUGUUGCUACCCUGAGUGGGCUUAGAGUUUGAAAGAAGAGCAAAGGGAAGAAAUCAAAAUGACUCAUUUCCUUAAGCUAUACUGAAGGGUUUUCUCUGUCCCUGUGGGUCAAAUAAUUACCCGUGACAGUUAAGAGUCAGCUUGUUGCAUAUCCUACUAGGUAAUCAAAGAGUGGCACUAUAUAUCAUUAAUAAAAUGAAACUUAGAAGCAGCCAUAAAUACAUACA